UGAGCUUGAAAUUGCGCUAAAAGCGUAUGAUGUCAGCAUUAUUCCCAUAGUGGCUGUCACAAACAUUAAGCGAAAGAUCAGUAUAAAAUAUUAACAAUUUUUUGUUGAUACGCUUCUUCAUAAAGUAGUAUGAAAGUAAACUUGAUGUGCUACGGUGUCCUUAAUCUUACUUGUCUGUACAUAAAAUAUCCGGCUCAAGGUAAUACAGCAAUAGGCUGCGCAAGGCUGUAACCAUACCUCUCUACCUGUAAUACACGCUAAUCCCCUCAAUCGAUCUUGAUGAAUUUCGGCGAAACGACAAGCUUCAGAACAAAACUUACGAAAUGCAAAUUUCACGCAGUCAAAAAGUGAGCGGGGGUGGAAUGAGUGCUGUGAGGCGAUCACCGACUUCAUUGGAGAAUCUGAGUAUACACUUACACUGUCCCGUACUAUACUAUAUAUAUCGUCCGUAUCAUUACGUUAAAAAUGUUUUUAUUAACGUUCGGUUUUUCAUUCAUUCAAACUCAACCCCCACCUUCUUCAGCCAAUCCUCAGCCGCUUUCUUCUAUGCCUGCUUGUCAAGCUGCUGGCGGUGUUACGUAGCAGCCAGUAUGACCUCUAAAAGUUAACAUAAAACUUUUUUUUUUUCCCCAAGUUACUUUGUGUAACGUUUACUUACAAUAACAAAAUAUAACGCGUGUUUUGUUUUCAUAAUGACUUCGAAAUGUUCUCCACUACCCACCGCUUGCAAACACGGACGUGCAACCGCGUUUACUGCAGCCCUACGGAGUCUAGUCAACAAUCCUGAAUUCAGUGAUGUAAAAUUUUUGGUGGGUAAAGAGAGGAGAGAGGUGUUUGCCCACCGCUGUAUUCUUGCUUGCCGAUGUGAAGUUUUUCAUGGCAUGUUCAGCCAUCAUUUCCAACGUUCAGUUGUUAAGGAGUGGUUGGAAGAACCCCUUGUGCUCUCUGAAGUGCAGCCAGAUGUGUUCUUGGCAGUGAUUGAGUUUCUGUACACCAAUUGUGUAUCUUUGAACAAGAUCAUUGCUUUGGAAGUUUUAACAUCGGCUGUGGAAUAUGGUCUGAAUGAUCUUCGAAAGCUGUGCAUAGAAUUUAUCACUGAUACAUUAACAGCUGAAACAGUUUCUGAGGCAUUCCAGGCUGCAGUGACAUUUGGCCAAAUUGAUAUGAGGGACAAGUGCCUUGAGUUCAUUGAAAAUUGCACAAAGGAAGUUGUAUCCACCCGUGGAUUUUAUGAGCUAUCUGAUGUGGCGCUGUUGUUUAUUCUGAAAAGUGAUCACCUCCUGAUAGAUGAAUUGGAGCUUCUGUUGGCUGUUCGUGAGUGGGCUCAUGUCAACGCACUGGUAUUAGAGCGUCCCAUUGCCGAAGUAGCUAAGGAAGCUGUAAGGGAGGUGCGACUCUUUCUGCUGUCUCCAGAAGAGCUCACCAAGCUUGAAAAUGAAAACCAUAAAGAUAAUCUAAUUCCAGUGGAGCAGAUCGCAGAAGUCUGGAAGUUUCAUGCUCUAAAGAAGUGGAGCCCAGGGGCUCAAUCCCAUCUGCUGCAGAGACGCAAGGGCACCCGACGCCGAGAACACCACCGUUACUUAAACCAUUCACAUAAAUGAAAAAGUCAUGGUUGAAAUAUCCCUAUCACCAUUUCUGUUCAUAGGGAGAUGUAAAUACAUACAGUGUACCUCCUCCUCCUAUUUAUAUAUUCUAUUAAAGGGAACAGCUGCCUUUCUGUUAUGCAAGGUGUACAGUAUACAAAAUGACAAAGUAACAGACUUGUUCUGAGGGUUUUAUUUUUUUGUCUUUUCAAGCAGCAAUCAUUAUGCAGGUGCUAUACACUUGUCUUUCACAAGUUCUCAAUGUUUGUGUUGUUAGUCUUAUGUUAUUUCUCUGUCUUUGCUAAUUUUAUAUUAUUUAUUUAUUUAUUUUGACUUAUUUUUCUAGAAAUUUAAAAUCAGUUAUCUUUGCUGUAGUAUUGAUAAAUUAUCAAUUAAUUGUUGCAUCUUUCUGUUUACAUUUAAGAUCCUUGAAAUUUGUUAAAAUAUUUUUCCAAAGCUAGUCUAUUUCACUAAACCUUUAUACUUUUUAUGUCUUGUAUUAAAUAUUGUACUAAAUCAUGUUUACUUUGGUCAUAUAAUGUUUUCAAAGCCAUAUCUUUUCAAGGUGAAACAAUAGACAGGAGUGAAAUUACUGUCAUAUUCCUGCCUUAAUAGUAUUAUAAUUUCUUAAUAUUAGUUUCCAGUACUCUUUGGAUAUUGAAUACUAUAAAUAUAAUAAAUACAAAUAUUUGUAGUCAUAAUUAAAUUCAAGAGGAAAAAUGCAGUCAUAAGAAGAAUAACUUGUACUAGGACUAUAUGGUCAUAAAACAUUUUCACUGAAUUUAAAAAGAGAAGUGCACAUCUAGAGAGUUUAAAUGAAAUUGAUAACCUUUUUUUUAACCACUGAAGUGUUUCACGCUAGUCAUCUGUAGGUGGUCUUAAAGAUACUCAUUGUUGAUGACAAUAAUUACUUCAGUUGUCAACAAUCAUUAAUCAUUUCACAUGUCUUGAUAGUUAAAUAUUAUAAGCAAAGAAUGCAUUUUUUCAGUCAAUUUUGUGUAAAUAUAGUUAUCCUACUUUGAAAGGUACUUCAGACAUAUUUUAGAUAUGAUUAGAUUUUUGCUUUCUUUCUUUGUAGUGUUUCUAAAUUAACUGUUCCAAAUAUCGGUCCCGUGUGUAGUAAAAUAUAGCACAGUAUGAAAACUGGCACAAGAUUUAUGAAGGACAGUGGUUCUAGGUCAUUCUUAAUGAGGUUUUAUAUUUUUUCUUUUAAUUUUAAUCUCUGAGAUUCGUGACUAAAUUACUUACAAGUAAAAGAUGUUACUAAAGUUGUCAUGAUGCAAAUAUUUGGUAAGGGGUAGUCUGAAUUUUAGGCAGAUGAUUUAUGAUGUUAAAAAAAACAAUUGUUAGUUUCAAUAAAUUGGUUAUUUUUUCCAUGCGUACAAUUGAACUUUAUUCACAUAACCAUUUUAAUUACCAACAAGGUAAACUGAUUGGUUGAAAUUGCGAUCUGUCUAUACAGUACAUCCUUUUUAAAUUUGGUUAAUCCAGUAACAAACAUUUUUCAAUGUUAUUCAGUCCUUAGAAUGCUCAUCCAACUGCAGUUAGCCAUUGCUAUUUCAUAGUCAUCAGUUAAGCCAACUUGCACAUCUCUUGGAUGAGGGAGGAAAGCAAAAGUAUCCAUAAAAAUAACACCACUUGGCAAAACAUGCAAAUUCCACAUAGAAAGAGUGCAGCUGGGACUUAAACCCAAGACUCUGGAGCUACAAAGCAGCAGUGCUAACCAUCAUGCCAGCAGGUUGCUUCUAUGUUAUGUCCUUUUCUUUUUAUUAUUCUGCCAUCAUCUUUAAAACAUACCCUUCUCAAAAUAGAAAAAUAGAAUUGUGCAGAAAUUGAAGAAUAUAAUUUGUCUGUCGUAGAUGUAUUUUUUAUAACCUGUACCAUGCGUUUUUUUUUUUUUAUUAUUAUUCUCUGGAAGCAACAUACAACUUCACCAUAUGCAGCUUUGAUUUUCCACUGCUUAUAAAAUUGGAAUUUAUUGUAUAAUGUUUAAUAUAUAAAUUAAAUACUUGUUUCUAAUCUUAGAUACUUUUACAUCUUCCCUUAGUGUGUGUAUUUCUGUGCAUCAUGCUUUUAUUUAAAACUUGAAACCUCCAUGUAUAUUAGAAGUUCACAAGCUGCUUUUGAUUAUCCACCCAAAAUUAUACUGUCUGUUCAGCAGAUAAUAAAUUGAAGUGCCAGCCCCUUAAAGUGUACAGUAGUUGCUCAAGAAGCCAGUUUCUUUAGAUUUGAGUGGCUUACAAUAGAAUUUUGGCAACAGUUUUCUUGUAUAGUGUAAACUUAACAAAAUCAGUUUAAGUGAAUGCAGUUUUAUCAGUUAACUAUUAUUACUUCUCCCAGGCAAUAAUUGGUAAGUAACUUGAAAUCAUUAGUUUAUACUUUGUUUAUUUAUAUAAACAGUGUAGGUCAAUUAUCCCAUAGUCAUCUGGUUAAAGUUACUGUGUCAAGGAGCACCAUUUAUAAAAUGUUAUGUAAAUUGCAAAAGUAACUAAAAGUGAUGCAUUUAUUACUACCUUUCCAUUAAUUUAUUAAUUGUCUGAAACAAUUUUUUACAAGCAUUGCUAUUAACUGUGGUGUUUUUUUUUUUUCAAUGAAAAAAUUAAAAGAAAAGAAUACCACAUUCUGAAUUUAGCAUUUAUCUUGCAAAGUACUGAUCGUGAUUUUAGCUAUUUUUAUUAUGAGAAUGUACAGUACUUGGUGGACUAUUAAUAUUAUUAUUAAGCCUUAUACAUGGCAACUUUAAAGAUACAAUUAGUAACAUUUCUUUUUGGUUUACAAUCAUAGCACAUGCAGGUGACGUGUCUUGCUCACACAAUGUCAGUUGUGGGAUUUGAACCCACAACCUCAGGGCUUGAAAUACAAAGUCUUAUCCACUACACCACACUGCCUUACUUAUUUGUUAUAAAAUGCUUUUGGUUUGAGUUAUUUUACAUAUUUUCAUAUAUUUGAUAAUUGAGAAGUUAAAACAUGCCAGGCAUUUUACCUUAUUUUUUUUACCAUACUGUUUGACAUUUUACAUAAAUUGGCAAGAAUAUUUAACAUUCAUCACUUGUCACAUACUGUAAUAUGCAACUGUUCCAGUUCAAAUAUAUUCUUAUAUGUAUAAAGUACAUUGCAAUUCUUACUUGCAUGUCUGACCAACGUGGCACAUCCCCAUUCUUUAUUGUCUGGCAUUGAAUUGAACAAUGAGUUAAGUUGAAUUGGACAAUGUCUAGCAUGUCACUAAUGUGUGGAUUAUGAAAUAUAAUACAUAAACAGAACAAUGGCAUUUUCAGCCUUAUUUUAACCAGAUGUGUAUCCAUGACAUCAGUUUAUUUCUUAUGUAUUAUACUGGUUGUCUAUUGCAUGUCUAAUUUGUUCAGUGUUAUAAUUUUAUUAUUGCUGGACUGUUCCAGCAGUAUUUAUCAGUGACUUUAAACCUUUACAAUUGAAUUACUAAUAUUUACUUAGUAUUAAUUUGAGGUACACAGCAAAGUGAAGCCUUUGUAUGAAAUGUUAUAUACUUGAUAUAGGACAUACACACUCCAUGUAAGGGAAAACUCUGAAUUUUGAAUUGUAAUCAUAGUAAUGGAGAAAUCAUUUUGCCUGAUGUUAUGGUUGCUGAGUUUUCACAUCAUAAACUUUAGUUUAUUGCGGUGUUCUUUAUGUAAAUUACAAAAUAUAUGUCAUAUACUUGUGAGAAUUGUCUAUUAUAAAAUGGUUUUGCUGUUUUUACAACUUAAGGCAUAGUGGUUAUAUACACAUAUCUUGGGUUAGUAGUUCUUCUAGAUGUGUUUCAUUGCUCGUCUAAACUCUUAUACUGUAUGUGUUUUCUGCUCAAACAAUUUUUUUUUUUUUUUUAACAAAACUAAUUUUUGCAGGUUAGAAAAACUACUUAUUUAGCAGGCUUAAGAUUUUGACUGCUUAGGCCUGGUUAUUGUAGUUUUUAGUUAUAUUUAAGGAAGUUAGUGUACAGUAGGUACUGCAUCAACGUGCAUCUACGAAGGAAAAAAUGUUAACCUUUUUUUCCUCAGUUAUAUUUAUAUUCACAUUGAAUACUUUACAAAUCUAUUUUUGUAUGUAAUAACCGGCAGUUGUGGAGUGGUCAUGUUUUAUUUACAGAUUUUUAUUUUAUUUUUUUUUUUUUUACUCCAACACUGUUUAUGUACUUUAUAAUAAACUUGCACUGUCUUUUGUAUCUUGAAAACACAUUGUUUUAUAGAAUGAAUAGUCAGAGGAUUUGUAAAUCCUUCAUGAAUUCUGUAAUUAUUACCAAUGGUUUGAUUGCUGAGGAGUGCCGCUACUUAUUUACUGGUCAUAGCUGAGAUGCUCCCACUGAUCAGUAUUGCACAAGUUUCUGAUUUAUAGCAUAAAGUAUAUGCUCUUAUUCUAAUGUUUCAUCUGGGCUGUUAGCAAAAUAAGUAACUAAUGGUCUUAAAAAAUGACAAUAAUAAAAUGUAAGCAUGGACAAAACAAAUAAAUUAUU
Polypterus senegalus (gray bichir) is the source of this 6048-nucleotide messenger RNA. RefSeq names its product BTB/POZ domain-containing protein 19-like. NCBI's taxonomy places the organism in Eukaryota, Metazoa, Chordata, Cladistia, Polypteriformes, Polypteridae. The record is from RefSeq and is a predicted model, not a curated record. The transcript has 8 exons. The coding region runs from base 693 to 1601 and encodes 302 amino acids. Gene Ontology annotation, molecular function: protein binding.